ACCUCCCGCCUCCUGCAGCUGGGAGAGCAACGGGGCGGAGUUUCCCCAGGCACUGGCCGAUGCCCCACCCCUUCCCGGGUCAGCUCCGGCUCGGCUUGCUGCUGCGGGGCGGUGCCUGCCUUUGCGUGGCCGAGCCCGGGUUCCCCAGUCUCCCCGCCCGCUGGCGCUGCUGGCUAUGGCCGCCUCCAGCGCGCCGCCCCGCGCACGGGCUCUUCUGCAGCAGUGUGUGGCCUCCCGGCUGCAGGUGAAACCCCCCGAGCCGGGCUCCGGGGCCGAGUGGGUGGAGAUCCAAAGAGGACUGGUUAUCUACAUAUGCUUCUUCAAAGGAGCCAGUGAGGAACUCAUUCCAAAAAUGGUUAAUACACUGUUGAAUGUUAAAUUAAGUGAAACUGAAAGUGGAAAGUAUGUUUCUCUUCUGGAUUUACCAGGCAACUUAUUAAUAAUACCCCAAGCUACGCUGGGUGGUAGACUGAAGGGAAGAAAUAUGCAGUACCAUUCCAACAUUGAAAAAGAAAAAGGGAUGGAGCUUUAUUCCCAUUUUGUAACAUUGUGUGAAAAAGAACUGGCUGCUAAUACGAAAUGUGCUGAAGCAGGUGUUGUUGUCAAGUAUGGAACAUAUGGAAACAGACAGGUGUUAAAACUGGAUACAAAUGGACCUUUCACUCAUAUGAUUGAAUUUUGAAAAAUCAAUUUUAUGUAUAGUAUUCUCCAGCAACUGUAGAAUUUCUCAUUUAUAAGGGACAAUGCGCUUAAAUUGAUUGGAAUGUGAAGAAACAGACAUGUUAUUUCAAUAAAUUUACAUAAGAGUU
Molecule: messenger RNA, 809 nt
Organism: Mauremys reevesii (Reeves's turtle)
Lineage: Eukaryota; Metazoa; Chordata; Testudines; Geoemydidae
Gene: DTD2
Product: D-aminoacyl-tRNA deacylase 2
Exons: 3
Coding region: 176-682 (168 amino acids)
Biological process (GO): tRNA metabolic process
Cellular component (GO): cytoplasm
Molecular function (GO): D-tyrosyl-tRNA(Tyr) deacylase activity
Source: RefSeq, a predicted model, not a curated record